Anolis sagrei ordinatus is the source of this 920-nucleotide messenger RNA. NCBI's taxonomy places the organism in Eukaryota, Metazoa, Chordata, Lepidosauria, Squamata, Anolidae. The record is from RefSeq and is a predicted model, not a curated record.
CUACCUAUCAGUAUAGGUAGGGCUCCUUGACAUUUAGUAAUUUCCGCUCACUACUGAAAGUCUAUUCUGUUCAUCUACUGCUUGCAUCUAGCAUGGCUGGAGAAACUGUUUAUGCUGAUCUCACAGUCUCCACUGAACCACUCGCCCAAAGGGCACAGCAUUCGUCUCCAUGGCUCUGUGCUUCUUCUCGGCAUCCUCGCUGGCAAAAGAUCGCUCUAUGGAUUUCAUGGAUUGGGAAUGCUAUCCUUCUGGCAGCUCUGAUUGUCUUAGCUUUGCAGUUGGAACAAAAGAAAGGAAAGAGUGGGAUGAAUGUCACUACAUUGACUAACAUGGUGGAAUACAAUGCCUCUUCAGACAGUUUUAAGUCUCAUCUAAGAAGCAGACUCUGCAACCAAACUUCAGUGAAUUCAGCUUGCCAAAUUUGCCCUCUGCAUUGGCAUCUCCACAAGGACAAGUGCUACCUGUUCCAAUCAAAGAACACUCUUAAAAGUUGGAACGACAGCCAAGAUGAUUGUUCUGCAAGGAACGCUCAACUGCUGGUAAUCCGAGACAUGGAGGAUUUGGAGUUUGUAACAAAAGAUAUACCGAGUACGCAUGAAAUCUACUGGAUUGGAUUUUCCUGGUCAUUACCAAUGAAGAAAUGGAAAUGGGUUACAGGAUCCCAGGUCAACCAUGCUGUGUUCCAAGAAAAAAAACCUCAGGAAGACAAGUGCUGUGGAGCAAUAAAAAACAAGAAAAUCCUAUCUGAAAGCUGUGACACUGUAUUCCGGUGGAUUUGCCAAAAGGACCCCAUCGUUAUAUGACAUUGCAUGUUGGUGCACAAAAGAAUAAUAUGCCCUUUUGUUAUUUGCUAUGCUCACAAAUAUAGAAAUAUGGAAACAGAGGUAUUAUACACAAUAAGAGUGCAAUGGUUCUCUAUC